CACCACAGCAACCACAAUGUUAUGCAAAACUCAGUGAAGCUGAAACGAAAACUUGCCUUUAUAUAUUUGCUGACAAUGCUUAUUGGCCACAAUUGUUGACUGAACUUGCACUUGACAAUGUGGCAACUUGUGCUCGGCUUGUUGCAGCAAUUAGUUGCCGCUCCAGCGAUUGUUGUGGAGCGCAACAGCUUUGCCUACUACAAAGUGCCAAUGGGCAUGUUCGACUUACACACAAACACCUCGAACUCUGGACUAUAUUACGUGUUGCAGUGUCCGCCCAAGCUGGAUGACUCUAUACCCAAGCCAAAAGACAUGCAGACCUGCAGCGUUGUGGAUCAGUACAGAGACAUUUGGCGCUCGAAGCCUAAAAAGAAGCAGCGCCUGCCCUAUCGCAUUAUGUUGCGUCCCAUAGCGCCGUCAGCUGUGAAGCACAUGCGCUGGGGCUGGCGUCGUUCCCGUGCCAAGCGUCAAAGCAAGACCAAUGAUGAGGCAACACCGCUGCAAUAUCUUGGACAGCCGCAUAGCAAACAGAAGCUGCUUAAGCUAGCCGCUGAUCAUAGCAAAUCUAAACGUGGCAGUCGCACCAAAGGCUAUCAACAUAUGUAUCAUCGGGAUGAGAGCUAUAACGAUCAUAUAUUUUAUGAUGAAUUAGAUACGGAUGGCAAGCAUGUAAAACGCGGCAAAUCAAAGACAAAUGCAUAA
Messenger RNA from Drosophila busckii, 702 nucleotides. RefSeq lists its product as uncharacterized. The coding region runs from base 118 to 702 and encodes 194 amino acids. The transcript has a single exon. The record is from RefSeq and is a predicted model, not a curated record. Lineage: Eukaryota; Metazoa; Arthropoda; Insecta; Diptera; Drosophilidae.